UGCUUGUUUGGCGAUGGAAGCGGCUGCGUAGACUUGCUUGCAGCCCCAGAAAGUAGCCGGCGAUCCGGGCGUCAGAUUUUGCCAAAAUUCUGGACUGCUUGAUUCAGUAGGAGACACCCAGCCAAUCGACUGACCCGGAGCUUCAGAGCCAUGGCAACUGAGGAGUCAGAAGAUGCCAUAGCCGAGUCGACCCUUUCCUCAGUAGCCAACUGGAAGAAGCAAGGGCCUGAAAAGCCUAACUAUGCUCUCAAGUGUACGCUCCUGGGACAUAGGGAAGCAGUGUCAUCAGUUAAGUUUAGUCCAAACGGAGAAUGGCUUGCAAGUUCUUCUGCUGAUGCACUAAUUAAAAUUUGGGGAGCCUAUGAUGGAAAAUAUGAUAAAACACUAUAUGGUCACAAUCUGGAAAUAUCAGAUGUCGCCUGGUCAUCAGAUUCCAGUCAUCUUGUUUCUGCCUCAGAUGAUAAAACUCUAAAGAUAUGGGAUGUGAGAUCUGGAAAAUGCUUGAAAACGCUGAAGGGGCACAGUAAUUAUGUUUUUUGUUGUAAUUUCAACCCGCCAUCCAACCUUGUCAUUUCAGGAUCUUUUGAUGAGAGUGUGAAAAUAUGGGAGGUGAAAACAGGAAAGUGCCUCAAGACUUUGUCUGCGCACUCUGACCCAGUUUCUGCUGUUUAUUUUAAUUGUAGUGGGUCCUUGAUAGUGUCAGGUAGCUAUGACGGUCUCUGUAAAAUAUGGGAUGCUACAUCAGGUCAGUGUUUAAAAACACUUGUUGAUAAUGAUAACCCACCUGUCUCUUUUGUAAAAUUUUCUCCUAAUGGUAAAUACAUUCUCACUGCAACUUUGGACAGUACUCUUAAACUAUGGGAUUAUAGCAGAGGAAGAUGCCUGAAGACAUACACUGGUCAUAAGAAUGAGAAAUACUGCAUAUUUGCCAAUUUUUCAGUUACUGGUGGAAAGUGGAUUGUGUCUGGUUCAGAGGAUAAUCUGGUUUACAUUUGGAACCUUCAGACUAAAGAGAUUGUACAAAAAUUACAAGGUCAUACAGAUGUUGUGAUUUCAGCAGCUUGUCAUCCUACAGAAAACAUCAUUGCAUCAGCAGCAUUAGGAAAUGACAAAACAAUUAAACUGUGGAGGAGUGACUCCUAAAACUUUUAAAAGUCAAAUUAGUAGAACCAAUUUGGGGGAAAAAAAAAAGCCUUGGAUAUUUAAAAAGAUGGUUUCUCUUAAUUUUGUCAUGGUUUUCUGUUUCUUUUUAAAAUUGUCUUGGAUUUUUAAGACUUAUAAAUUUAUAAAGCAAUACAGUUGCAAAAGCAAAUCUAGA
Messenger RNA from Choloepus didactylus (southern two-toed sloth), 1318 nucleotides. RefSeq names its product WD repeat domain 5B (gene WDR5B). The transcript has 2 exons. Gene Ontology annotation, cellular component: Set1C/COMPASS complex. Lineage: Eukaryota; Metazoa; Chordata; Mammalia; Pilosa; Megalonychidae. Gene Ontology annotation, molecular function: histone binding. The coding region runs from base 151 to 1143 and encodes 330 amino acids. The record is from RefSeq and is a predicted model, not a curated record.